Molecule: messenger RNA, 3424 nt
Organism: Styela clava
Lineage: Eukaryota; Metazoa; Chordata; Ascidiacea; Stolidobranchia; Styelidae
Product: 5'-AMP-activated protein kinase catalytic subunit alpha-2-like
Biological process (GO): protein phosphorylation; intracellular signal transduction
Cellular component (GO): cytoplasm
Molecular function (GO): protein serine/threonine kinase activity; ATP binding
Source: RefSeq, a predicted model, not a curated record
UGAACAGAGUAGGUAGUUAAUUCGUUUAUCAUUGUGUUGAGUGAUUAGUUAGCAGCUAGAUAUGGCUAGCCAAAUUCAACCUAUGAAGAUUGGGCAUUACUUACUUGGUCCUACUUUGGGUGUUGGCACAUUUGGUAAAGUGAAGAUUGCAACACAUCAUAUUACUGGACACAAAGUUGCGGUCAAAAUCUUGAAUAGAAGGAAAAUCAAAUCACUUGAUGUUGUUAGCAAAAUCAAGAGAGAGAUUCAAAAUUUGAAGUUGUUUCGUCACCCCCAUAUUAUCAAGCUUUAUCAGGUUUUCAGCACCCCUACUGAUAUAUUUAUGGUGAUGGAAUAUGUUCCUGGAGGCGAGUUAUUUGACUACAUUGUGAAAAAUGGAAAACUGAAGGAAUUUGAAGCUAGGAAAUUUUUUCAGCAAAUUAUUUCAGGAGUUGAUUACUGCCAUCGGCAUAAAGUAGUUCAUCGUGAUCUGAAGCCUGAAAAUUUACUUCUCGACAGCAAUCGUAAUGUACGAAUUGCUGAUUUUGGUUUGUCUAAUAUGAUGUCGGAUGGGGAAUUUCUCAACACAAGUUGUGGUUCACCCAAUUAUGCAGCUCCAGAGGUUAUAUCAGGAAAGUUGUAUGCUGGACCUGAGGUUGAUGUAUGGAGCAGUGGCAUCAUUUUGUAUGCUUUGUUAUGUGGAACUCUGCCAUUUGAUGAUGAGCAUAUCCCUAGUCUGUUCAGAAAGAUAAGAAGUGGAGUUUUUGACGUUCCUCAUUAUUUGGACAAAGGAGCAGCAAGUCUUAUCAAACACAUGCUAAGAGUUGAUCCAAUGAAAAGAGCGACAGUUGAAGAUAUUCGAGGAUAUCCCUGGUUUCAGCAGGAUUUACCGAGAUAUUUGUUUCCAGAGGAAGGAAAUACCAGUGAUAUCAUUAACGAAGAUGCAUUGGCUGAGGUAUGUAAAAAGUUUGAAGUUUCUGAAGAUGAAGUUAUACAUGCAUUGAAACAUAAUGGACCUGAGGAUCCACUGAACGUUGCUUAUCAUUUGAUUAUUGAUAACAAGAUAAUCUACAGCCAAGCUCAAGAUUUUUUCUUGGCACAGAGCCCACCUAAGGGUGGCUUUAACUUGAUGAGUCCACAUGUAGCACGACCAUCUUCUCAUCCUGAGCGUAUUGCACCAUUGAUGGAUGCAGUUCCAACAGGCUUACCCCCAGUCGCAGAUCCUGCUGCGAAUGUACGACCACGUCCUGCAACAAUGAAAAAGGCAAAAUGGCAUUUGGGAAUCAGAUCCCAGAGCAAACCCAGAGAUAUCAUGUAUGAGGUCUUCAGAGCAAUGAAACGACUCCAAUUUGAGUGGAAAAUAAUCACACCAUACCAUGUUCGUGUAAGAAGAAUGAAUCCUGUUAGUGGCCAUGUCAACAAAAUAAAUCUUCAGCUCUACCAAGUUGACUACAAAAGCUAUCUUCUUGACUUCAGUAGCCUAGCAGAGGAUAUACCUAGAAGCAUGGAAAGUAGUUUCAGUAGUGAAGAUAUGUUGUCACGACAACGUCCAAAAUCGAUGGGAUUUGAAAUUCCAGGACCAUCUUCGGUGCCAUCCCAGAUGGCUGUUGAUGUUCCAGAAGACACUUCUCAACUCAGUUCAUCUGAAGCAUCUUCGCUGCCCAAACCUCAAAUGUCACCUGAUCGCACCAGUUUGAAAAGCCUAGGGCCUCCCGGUAUUCACCACACGAUGGAAUUUUUUGAAAUGUGUUCAAGUCUGAUAACGUCACUUGCAAGAUAGGCAAAAAUCACACUCACGCACAUAUUGCUUUCAAAAAUUUGUCAAACCCAAAUAAGCCAGGACUCCUAAGGAGAUAGCUACACGUAUUGCAUGAAUACCACCAAAUAUGUACAUAGUAUUGAAAUUUUGUAUUAUUAUAAGUACCUGUUGGAAACCGAACUAAUGAAUUGUCACAGAUAACUGUUAAUGCUUCAGGUCCCAUCAUGCGAAAUCAUGGCGAACAUAGGAUUGUGAAUUUUUGAAAAUUGUGUAUUUGAUGCUAUGUAGUUGUGAAAUUAUCAAUUUAUAAUGGAAAGCAUUCAAAGGAGUAUAUAUUCUUGUCCUGCUGGUAAUUCCUCCAAUUAUUUGACAUUGGUUAAAAAAAGCAAUAAUGAAUGAAAGAAAUGUGAAUUACGGUUUGUACUUGCUAUAUAGUUAAACUGCAAAAUUAUAUUCAGUGUGUGUAUGAAAAAUGACUGAAAAAAAUAUCCAGAAGCUAGUUUUCACGUUUGUUGUCAUCUUCUCAUGUUAUAUUAUAAAAUGUGGUUUACAAAUUACAAGAUUUCAAAUUACGUUGUUGAUUAAUCGUCGUUUACCACAACCCAUUGCCAUUUUAAUUGAAUUUCUGGUUUCAUGUGCAUUUAAAUAUAUUUAGGAUGCAAUUGGUGAUUUUAUCUACAUUGUACAAACAAUUUGAAGUAAACCUGUUGCAGCCUAGACAAAAAUGUUCCUUUGAUGCAUUGGUUGUGAACUGUAUUAUUAUAUUUUGUUUUUCUCAAAUUAUUUUGUAUCUUUCUGAUUCAAUGUUUAUUCUUCUAGUGUAUUUUAUGUGAGUAUGCAUUUUAUGGAUGAUUUUUUGCCAGCAGACGUAUGACCUGGUAUGUAUAUAAAAUUGGUCCUCGAUGAAGAGCUCCAGAAAAUUUUUAAAUUACUCUUGCUCGGUUUGGAAUGUUAGUAGACAUGAUGCGACAAAUUUAAUUAGUUGUUUCAUUCUUUUUGCCCUGUAGUUCUUGGAUAACGUACCAUGUUCACAGUAGUCAUCUGCAGCCUCUCACCAGUUUCCUUCCCAGUAAAAUGGAAACCUGUUAGAAGUUAGUGAUCCUGCCUAUUAUUUAGAAAAACUUAUUGCAUGUUUCAAUUGAUCUGAUCAUUCCUGUUUAAAUGCCUUCACAAAGAAAUUAUGUUUAUCGAAAUAUUGCUUUUUUAAAAUCAUAUGAUGCAUACUCAACUUUGUGAAGAUUUGACACAAAUCCCUUAUUUCUAAUGUUCAGAUCAUCAUCAGUAUCUGAGCAAUUGGAGGGUACCAGAUUCACUAAACUACUCAUGAACGUAAUUUGAUAGUUUUGCACUUUUUGAACGUCUUGUAAAUUAUAAAAUGGUUUGCUUUGCUGAGUUGUCUCUUCUCUGAGACACUAACUUCUGAAAUACGUGCUUGUUUCAUUAAUUCCAUAGUGUGUAUUGUUUGCUUCAAGGUGUAAUAAACACCAAAAACUAUAAAUUGGUGUUACAACUGGAGGUUUAGAAAGUUUGAUAUAUACUCAAAAGUGUUUUUGCUCAACUUAAACGCACUUUGAAGUAUUAGUAACAGUUGAUUUUUUUCAUUAGAACUUGUAACGCUCAGUGGGUGGCAUGGGAAUGUACUAAUACAUUUGUCCGAUGCAAAUAAAAUAUGUUCAUCAAUGCCAA